Molecule: messenger RNA, 5998 nt
Organism: Syngnathoides biaculeatus (alligator pipefish)
Lineage: Eukaryota; Metazoa; Chordata; Actinopteri; Syngnathiformes; Syngnathidae
Gene: tbc1d32
Product: TBC1 domain family, member 32
Biological process (GO): non-motile cilium assembly
Source: RefSeq, a predicted model, not a curated record
UUUUCACUUAAACGCAGCGUUACAUUUAUGCUAUCCCACAAUGCCCCGCGGCGUCGCGGACGUUUCCAUAGUGACGAGAAUGACAACCGGCUAAUGUCAACAGCUUGAAAAGAAACCGUUUAAUGGGCUCGAGGGAUGUCUGCCGAAGACGAGGAGCACUUGGCCGCCCUGCUCAAGAACUUCCUGAGGGCUGUCGACCAGCGGUUCUGCGGCGCUCCUUCGCCCCAAAGCGCCCAGGAGAUCCUUCUUCGCUUGGAGGAGACCGACAACGACUUCCACAACUAUGAGUUCAUCAAGUACCUGCGCCAGCGAUUGGAGACCGCCCUGGGUGCCGUGGUGGACCAGGAGAUCGGGAAGGUGUCGCGGGAAGACGGCCAACACGCCGUCGGCUCGGGUCACGACGCCCUCGUCCACGCGGCGACCGGCCGCAGCCGAGCGUCGGCACAGUACCAAAACACGACGCAGACUUUGAAAAGCGCCGUGAGCGCGGCGGCGGAGUGCUUAGUCGGCACGUUUGAGGAAGACCAGUCCAAGAAAGACGAGGAGACGCGGCUCGGCCGCGACGCCGACGACUGCUCUGACAGCGACUCCUCUUUCAAUCAGAGUUACGCCUUCAUCCGACAGGAGCAACUGCAGACUUUGGCUGAGAAACUGGACUCAAGUCACCCCAAAGAGGUGCGCAGGGACGCCGUGCAGGUGCUCGGUCGCGCGCCGCCGUCUGACGUGGUGAGUUGCGAGGCUUGGACCCGCCUACGCCAGAACCUGUGCUCCGCUCUGACCGACCCCGAGCUCAGUGACCACGUUCUUCAGUUCUUCGCGAAGAGCUUCUCCUCGCUGCCCCUGAGCAUCACCCGGGAGAUCCACACCAGCCUCGCUAAAAGUGUGGAGUCCACUUUUCUGUCCCUCAAGUUGCGCUUUCCCAGCGGCGCCGGCGGCUUAGACGUCAACAGGCCUGAGAUCAGUUCGCUCCUCAAACAGAUGCGUCUGAUGAACGACUUUCAAAAAGAGGUGACCGCCUUCUGGAUCCGCCACCCAGAGAAGUACAUGGAAGAAAUCAUAGAGAGCACCUUCUCCCUCCUUUCUCUCCAUCGCGACUCACCGGAGAAAUUCUUGGAGCCCACUCACCUGCUGGCCCUGCUGGACGUCCGAGCCGCGUGGUUCACAAAAUGGAUGCACGGCUCCUACAGCAGGACGGCGGUCCUCCGGCUCCUCGAGAGCCAGUACAAGAGUCUGGUGGAGGCCGCGCUGCAGCAGUGCGUCGUCUACCAGGAGCGCAUCCAGCGUUGCGCUCGCGUCCACUCGGAGGAGCAGCACAGCUCAGGCACGGACGUGAGCAGCGUUUAUAGCGCUAAGGAGCUGCAGUACGCGCUGGUCGUGCAUUCGCUGUGCGUCCUGGGCAAAGUCGUCCUCUACGCCAACGGCAGGAAGCUCUUUCCCAUCCAAGUGGCUGCGCGCAAAGAUCCAGUCGGCCUGACGGACUUCGUGGUGAUUCUCAUAAAGGUCAUGUGGCAACACCCGCAGCCGUUUGGCAACGAUAGCCGACACGCAGACGCGCUGUGCCCCAGCGGCCUGGUGAUGGCGACGCUGGGCGCCAUGUGCGAGAGGACGGCGUGCGCCGACCAGUGUCUCCGCCAGACGCCCGUCGUUCAGACUCUGAUGGCGCCCGUCACGCAGGCGCUCGCCGGAGGCCAGAGCAAAGUCGAGUGUCCCGCAGCCACACUCCCUCUGAUCGCGGACGUCCUGGCUCGACUGGUCAACACCGACGGAGGGUUAGCUCUCUUUCUGUACGAGAAGAGCCUCCUCGUAGGCCACGGCCAGAGGCGCACGCCGGCUCACGUGCUGCUCAGCUUCACCACGAAGCUGCUGGAUGGUGAGACGGUUCCGGGCGAAGGGGAAGGGGACUGCCCUCCUCGUGCUCUGUGCGGGGCCUUCGUCUUUGUUUGCAGGCAGAUGUACAACACCUGCGAGGGCCUGCGGGUGCUGCGAGCGUACGGCCUGCACAAAGCCGUCGCUGCCGCCUGGAGAAAGACCGGUUCCUUGUCUGAAAGGAUUCCGACCCCGAUGGCUGGAAACAACCCUGCGACCUCUGCGCAGGAAUCGCAAGAGAUGCGAAUGUGGGAGGAAACAUUGCUGGACAGCCUGCUGAACUUUGCAGCCACGCCCAAAGGCGUUUUGAUGCUUCAGCAGACGGGAGCCAUGCAGGAGUGCGUCUCACACAUGUUCUCUCGUUUUAGCAAAAAAAUGCAGGUGAGCCGUUGUGAGAAGUUCGGCUACGGCGUCAUGGUGACGCAGUUGGCGGCCACGGCGGCAGGCGCGACAGCUCUGCAGCGUUCGGGCUUUGUGCGGGCCCUGGUUCUGGAGCUUUGGUCAUUGCUGGAAUGCGGCAGCGAGGAUGUCAGGGCGGUUCGACCCAAUCCCACACCCGUGGAUCCCAUUGACAGGAGCUGCCUGAAGUCCUUCCUGUCCCUGGUCAACUUGCUCUCGUCCUCGCAGUCCGCGUGGCAGCUGCUGGCUGGACAACCUUUGGCCAACAAAAGUGAAUACACACUGAGGGAAGUGCCAACCUCAGUGCCCGACUUGAUUGACAGGCUGAUUGCCGUGAAUUCCGCCGCCAAGAUCGGCGCCCUCUUCCACUACGAGCAGUCGCACACGUUCGGCCUGAGGUUGCUCAGCGUGCUGUGCUCCAGUCUGGACUGCUUCCUGCUGCUGGAGAGCCAAUACAGCAUCUGCUCCAUGCUGCUGCAAAGCCAGAGGGACAACAUGGCCGACGAGGACCCCGGCGAAGGGAACUUCAUCAUAGACAACGUGUCGGUGGAGAGGAACCACGCGCUGGUCCGCGUUGGCGUCGUCGGAGGCCCCUCCGAGAGAAGACUCCCCCCGCGAGCCUUGCAGGAGGGAGAAGAUCCUUAUCCGUGGCCCAUGUUUUCAUCCUUCCCUCCCCCCACCUGCUACACUUUGGACCCAGCCAGACCCCAACAGAACCCGCUGGAACCUGAGCUGACGGACUUCCUGACGUCGCCUCGAUCUGCAAAGACGGGAGAGAGCUGGAUGGAAACGUGCCGCCGCCUUUACCGCCAAGCUGUGACUGCCGGGCACCACAGCUUGAGCACCACAGAAACAAAUGCAACUGUUGACCCAGUCGCUCGAAGACGAAAUCCACGAUUUUCUUUUGCUCCGACCUUGAACGUUGAGUCUCGAUCGUUUGAAGAUGAUGGAUUGAGAUUUGCCAUCACAGAUCAUGCAACGUUGGCUGACCUUCUGGAGAAGGUUGUGUUCCAUCUGUCCAAAUGCUCCACGGCGCGCUUCUUCACCCCGCCCGACGACAACAAAGAACCGGAGACGGACGUGGACUGCGUGGCGUUGACGCCUGUGGAAAUUCUCGGCAUGGACGUCUGUCUGAGAUACGGCAUCUCCCGCAAACUCCUCCGCCAAGACGAUCCGGCUAGCCACCUGACGCUCCUCAUGAAGCACGUCAAGAAUUUCCUGUCCCGGCGGCGGAUUCCAAUGUCCUCGCCACUCCUCAUCAUCAGUCAGGACGAAUAUCCCGGCUACGAUUGGUUGGCGUCGACGGUCUUCCUCAUGAUGUCGGGAGACUGGCGGCGGUCUUUGAGGGUGUUGCGCAAUCUCUCCUCGCUGCUCACUUCUGCCCUCGUGUGGCCGGCCAGCAUAUAUGCCUCCGCGGACCUUCCGGCGCGGGUGGACGAGUCGGGAAUGUCGCCGCUGUACUGGAGCUCGGCCCACCACGUGGAGAUGCUGCUGAAGGCCGAACUCCAACUGGUGCACGCCGCCUUCCGGAUGUCCGGUUUCACUCCGUCGCAGAUGUGCGUCCACUGGCUGACUCAGUGCUUCUGGAACUUUCUGGACUGGCCCGAGAUCUGCCACUACGUGUGCCUCUGCGCGCUGAUGGGAGCCGACUACCAGGUGUACGCGUGCCUGGCCGUCCUCAAGCAUCUGCAGCCGCAACUGCUGCAGCAAACGCAAGCCCACCAGAUGCAGGUUUUCCUCAAGGAGGAACCCAUCCGGGGCUUCAGGUUCUGCGACUACAUGGACUUCAUGGAGCUCCUGGAAAGACGCUACCGGGACCUCGUGCUGGGAGACGUGGAAAACAUCCGCAACCCAGACCAGUAAACGCGCAGAGGAGAAGGCUCACCAAGUCGGCAGCGUACGAGAGAGCCGCCGGGCCAAUCUUUGGAGGUACAAUAGCGCCCCGUGAGUUGGUGGUUCGGCGCCUUGCUCGAGGGAAGGAAGCCCGUCGGGAUUACUCCUGGGCCUGCCCUUCGGUACCUGAACCAAGUCACUCAACUACCUGAAGACAUUCAGCGACCUCCAAUCACGUUCAGCCCGCUUGAGCUCUUGAGCCGCGCCGACGGCGGCGGCGGCUGUCGGUGUCGGAUUUCCUUAAACCACAUCGACGCUGUCGGGCAGAAUCCUCGCAUCUUCAACUUUCGGUGGGGGAAAAAAAAAAAAAAAAACCCAGCAUCUCGCUCGAUUUACAAAACAUGUAUCACGAGUGAGGAGGGAAGAGGCGGAUUUCUGCUCAGACGGUUGAGCGUUCACGAGCCCUCUUCAAUAUUUUUAAUUGGUCGAUGCGUCAAAAUAGCGGAAGACACGGCGACAAAACCGACAGUAUCUUGUUUGGGGAAAAAGAAUUUGGGGCCGCGGGGUUUUCCGCCCGACCUUUGGGGGUGUCACCCCAAUGACAACCGACCCGCAAAAGACUACCAAGCGUCCUUGAACCUUUUGAUGGAAGCGCAUCGUCACCGAGCGACUUCUUUGCGGCGGUGGCGCAUUCAUGCCAGCCCACGUAGGACGUGGAGGAGGCCCGUCAUGAAAGAUGCAUGAGGACGCUUGCGUCACGCCGGUAAAGCCUCAUCGGUAACCACGACGGCCCCUUCGACCAGAUGAUGUCUGCCGCGGCCAAAACAGCCGGGCCGGAAUCCCAAUUGAGCGGCAGAACCGAACAUGAGGACUUCCCAACGAGCGGUGUGCUUAUUAUCAUUUUUGGUGCGAUGAUGUUGUUAUUAUGUGCAAAUUUCACAAAUGUUACACUUUUUUUUUUUUUUUUCCUCGAGAGGACCAAAAGCGAGAACGCGGCACCUCGUUGGAUCGGCCGUGCUAGCGACUAAUCGUAGCCAGACGGGAAGAAGUGCUGGCAAUAACGUCGUGAUGGUGUGUAAACGCUGUAGAAAUAUCGACAAAGUGAGAUGACGUCACAUUUGAUGAUGACAAUACUGAAAGAUACGCUUGCGAAAUUGCAGUUCAAAUGCGUACGUGCUUCACACUUCCGAAAUACAGUUGGGCCUUGAGAUAAAAAACAAACCCCCCCCCCAAAAAAAAAUACAAUUUCGAACAAGGGAAAUAGAACUCUCUAAUUAUGUACACAUUAUAAAACUUUGUAACAGGAAAAUGAAAUAGAAUGGAAAAAAACAAAAAAUCACGAGAAAAUCAUUGCGUCUGCUCCUGCUAUUUCUUAGCGUGUCAGCGGCGUCGUUUGUUAGCAUCGAGCUAAAAGGCUGCAAGUUGAGUCGCUCCUAUCUCAAGGCAACACUUGCUGUACUGUACUCUAUUUAUCCAUCCAUUUUCUGAGUCGCUUAUCCUUACAAGGGUCGUGGGGAGCGCAGGAGCCCAUCCCAGCUGUCGACAGGCAGGAAGCGGGGUACACCGUGAGCUGGUCGCUAGCCAAUCGCGGGGCACAAACAGCUGCACUCACAAUCACACCAAGGGGCAAUUUAAAGUGUUCAAUUAAUGUUGCAUGUUUUUUGGGGAAACCGGAGUGCCCGGAGAAAAGCCACGCGGGCACGGGGAGAACAUGCAAACUCCACACAGGGAGGGCCGGGGUUAAAAAAAUUAAAAAUAGAACCAACAACCUGAAACUCAGCAUGCAAAUGUCAGACGUGCGUGCAAAAUCAAUCAUUUUGCAAGCGCGUCGUCAGCCUGACUGGAAGGUGGCCGCUAAUGGCUUGACAAGUGAGCAAAAAAAAAAAAAAAAAAAAAAAAA